UGUUAUCUGAUUGUUUUGUUAUCUUUAGCUUAAAUGCUUUUACUGAUAACUAUUGAAGUGAUAAUGUUACUGUGUACAAUAACCAGUUUUCCGACAUAUUUUCGAGCUUUAACACGUGAUAUCAGCAUUGUAAAUGUUAUUUAGCCUGGCUGUUACCAACGUGAGUAUCAAAAAGUACCAGUAGAGGACAAUAGGAGACAUUAAUGAAGUAAAUAAUUUACAAAGUUUAUCAGUUUUUCCACAUAUUGAAACAGAGCUAUGCUUCGACUUUUACUGCUCUUUGGGUUUUUAAACCUUGGCAUCUGUCUGCCUCGUCAGUAUCACUUCAUUAAUGAGAAUAAAACCUGGACUGAAGCACAGAGAUACUGCAGAGAGAAUUAUGUUGAUUUAGCUGCUAUUAAUAACAUUGAAGAGGAACUGGCUCUUACUAAAUUAGUAGACAUCUGGGACAGUGGCCAAACCUGGAUUGGACUGUAUGAUGAUUUGACCAGCUGGAAAUGGUCUCUGGAUGAUGAUUCUUUCUACAAAGAAAAAGAAAGAAGCUUUAGAAACUGGUAUAUACAAAAACCGAGGAACUCAAAUGGAAAAAGUUUGUGUGUAUACAUUUAUGGUUACAAUUCAGCAUGGCAGGAGGCCUCUUGUUCAUCAACACUCUUUUUCAUUUGCUUUGAUGGUAGGGCGAAUGCGAAUAAGAGUUAUGUGGUGAUUUAUCAGUACAAGACCUGGACAGAAGCUCAGACAUACUGCAGAGAGCAUUACACAGACCUGAUCAGUGUGAGGAACGAGUCUGAAAACAAUAAGAUCAGAUCAUUAUUGUAUUCUCAUAAUAAUUAUUAUAGCAGUUUUUGGAUCGGCCUGUACAGAACCAGGUCUUGGUCAGAUAAAAGCAACUCUUCCUUCAACUACUGGAAACCUGGACAACCAGAUAAUUAUGCACAGAAUGAAUUUUGUACUGCUGUGGCAUUCAACAACUAUGUUUAUUAUUAUUAUUAUUAUAAUUAUUAUUAUCCGUCCAGUUAUGGGAAAUGGACAGAUGAAGACUGUGGCAAAGCUUUACCAUUCCUCUGUUACAGUACAAUGUCAUCAACAUCCCCUCGUCAGUAUCACUUCAUUAAUGAGAAUAAAACCUGGACUGAAGCACAGAUAUACUGCAGAGAGAAUUACACUGAUCUGGCAACCAUUGAUAACAUGGAGGAAAUGAACACACUUCUUAACACAGUAAAUGGCAGCUACUCAGGUUUAGCCUGGAUUGGACUGUAUGAUGAUCUGGAAAGCUGGAGAUGGUCUUUGGAUAAUGAUACCUUCUACCUGGAGGGAGAGAGAGACUACAGAGGGUGGUACCAUCAACCUGAUAACUACAAUGGAAAAGAGCUGUGUGUUUAUAUUGGUUCAGAUGGAACAUGGUUUGAUGGAAACUGUAACACAUAUUUGUCAAUUGUUUGCUAUGAUGGUAAGAAUACAUAAUGUGGAUAAACAAUAUGAUUUUCUGUUCAGGUUUUAGUGA
Silurus meridionalis is the source of this 1504-nucleotide messenger RNA. RefSeq names its product C-type mannose receptor 2-like. NCBI's taxonomy places the organism in Eukaryota, Metazoa, Chordata, Actinopteri, Siluriformes, Siluridae. Bases 259 to 1464 code for a protein of 401 amino acids. The record is from RefSeq and is a predicted model, not a curated record. The transcript is spliced from 5 exons.